AUGUGGUGGUCUUCCGAAAAGGAAGUAGUGGAGAAGUAUUACGCUCAGGUAUUCAAAGAACGUUCAACGCGUGAUGCGUUUGUCCUGGAUCCUGUUAAAAUGGCUGUUUCGCCGAAUGGAAAAUAUGUAUUUAUAAUUGGUAGUCGAAACAUAGUGGUAACGUCAGAGCGCAGUCCGCAAGACUGGGUCACUUCGUUUCGAAUCGACAUAUACGAUGUGGAAUUGGAAGGACGUCGAAUGAUAUCAGUGAAAGAUCUGUUUGACUUUGGCGACUAUCUUGUCCACGUUUACGCCCUGGAUGAGGAGACGCUUAUCCUACUUGACUACAAUCAUCGACAGACAACAUUGCGGCAACGCAUUAUCAAAAUUGAUGGAAACGCAGCAAUUUCGCCAUUUCAUCGCACCUAUCGUUAUGGAACCUCGCAGACCUCAUUUAUUAAAGCAGCGGUUGGUGAUAAAAUAUGCGCUAUCAUCAGCAGGCAGCGUUUUGGGGGACAGUUCGUCGUAUUGGUCAUUCCGAAGAAUCCUGCUGAUUUCACGAUGGGAUAUGAUUUAUCCAGAUCCGUCAAUGAUAUGAACAGUGAACUGCAGCUAGCAUUGGGACUCAAUAUUUGUCACUAUGUUGCGCCAUUUUUCUCGCGCUCCGAUCAGGAUCUGUGUUUUCUGACCAUAAACAUGCUUACGCUCAGUAUUGAAUCUUCAACGAUUAGCUCAGCUCCAGACGAAAUCAGUGGUUUCCCAAGAGACGAAUAUCUGCAAACACCUGUCAUGGUCGAUUGUUUCAUCUGUCAGAAUGGCAAUCUACAGGUCGGUCUGGUUGCUCGCUAUCGAACACCACCAAGUCAUUGGCGUUGGCAAGCUUGUUCGAUGCUUCAGUGGAUACAUAUGCGAUUGAUGCGACUCUUCUUCCUCACAAUGGAUGCGCAAGUUGAUGUACUCGGCAAAGUUAUCCUUUAUAUGACAACAUUUCUCAGUUACCUCAGAGAUCGUCUUGUGCUACGACCAUAUGCAAGAUUGGGCAUACUGAACCUGAAGUCUUGGAAAUGGAUAGAUUAUUCCUAUAUGCUGAAAGAUGUCCAUUACGUGGAUCAACUGACCGAUCUCGCAUCCGAAAGUGGACAAAUCGUUUCUUUCAUUUCACAGACAUGGUCAGAGACGGACUGUGAACAAAGCAUACGCAUUGGGAAAUCUCCGGUAUCCGCAAUGUCGCUAAUGGCAAUGGCCGAUUUUGAAUUACGACGCCUGGGCAAUACCGAACUAUGCAAUGUACGAGGCGAAUUCUUGAAGCAUUUAAGGAAAACUUGA
Messenger RNA from Gongylonema pulchrum, 1305 nucleotides. The record is from the annotation of a GenBank genome assembly. Lineage: Eukaryota; Metazoa; Nematoda; Chromadorea; Rhabditida; Gongylonematidae.